Molecule: messenger RNA, 1548 nt
Organism: Limanda limanda (common dab)
Lineage: Eukaryota; Metazoa; Chordata; Actinopteri; Pleuronectiformes; Pleuronectidae
Gene: myd88
Product: MYD88 innate immune signal transduction adaptor
Exons: 5
Coding region: 99-956 (285 amino acids)
Biological process (GO): Toll signaling pathway; MyD88-dependent toll-like receptor signaling pathway; innate immune response
Cellular component (GO): plasma membrane
Molecular function (GO): TIR domain binding; Toll-like receptor binding
Source: RefSeq, a predicted model, not a curated record
UGUGCUGUCAGGUAGCCCCAGCAGCACUGAAGAAACUUUCCUCCUGCUGAUGAUGACAACUUUCAACCUAUUCUAACUCUCACACCUCCACCUCCAUCAUGGCCUGUGCGGACCGGGACGUGGCCCUGGAGACGGCUCCUCUCACGGCCCUGAACGUGAAGGUGCGGACCCGGCUCGGGCUCUUCCUGAACCCGAGGAACACCGUGGCCCCGGACUGGACGGCCCUGGCGGAGGAGGCCGGCUUCACCUACCUGGAGAUCAAGAACUUCGAGGCUCGUCGGAACCCCACGGCCGUGGUGCUGGACGAGUGGACGGCCCGCUCCCCGGACGCCACCGUGGGGAAGCUCCUGGUCCUACUGGAGAAGCUGGAGAGAAACGACAUCCUGGAGGAUCUGCGCUGCGCCAUCGUGGAGGACGUCAGGAGGUACCGUGAGAAGGAGGCUGAACGCCCACUCCAGGUUCCUGAGGUCGACAGCUGCGUCCCUCGCACCCCCGACAGAAUUGGCCUCACCCUAGAGGACGACCCCGACGGUGUUCCCGAGCUGUUUGACGCCUUCAUCUGCUACUGCCAGAGCGACAUUGAGUUUGUCCACGAGAUGAUCCGUGAGCUGGAGCAGACCGACUGCAAGCUGAAACUGUGUGUGUUCGACCGAGACGUGCUCCCGGGCUCCUGCGUGUGGACCAUCACCAGUGAACUCAUCGAGAAGAGGUGUAAGAGGAUGGUGGUGGUGAUAUCUGAUGAAUACCUCAACAGCGAUGCCUGUGACUUUCAGACAAAGUUUGCUCUCAGCCUCUGUCCAGGAGCCCAAAGGAAACGACUUAUCCCGGUGCUGUACAAGCCAAUGAAGAAGCCGUUCCCCAGCAUCUUGCGCUUCCUUACGGUGUGCGACUACACCCGGCCCUGCACUCAGGCCUGGUUCUGGCUUCGACUGGCCAAAGCUCUCGCUCUGCCAUAACCACGGCGCAGGCUGCCGACUGUGUUUGAAUGUGGCUUCUUAUGCCGUCAAUGAGGUUGAUGUUGGACAUUGGUAAAACAUUACAUGUUCAAGUGUGCACUGCUGCUGCUUGUGAUCAGCGUCCUGUCAGCAUGUUAAACCCGCCUGUAUUUCCUGUGUGUGCAAAAAUUCUCCGAGAGCAAAAAGCACACAGCCAUUAUUAUGAUGUUUGAGAUUGUGCCUGCCUGCCACUAUUUUGGAUUAAUGCCAGUUGUAAUGGUGAGGAGGAUCUGUUUAUAUUUAGGGCUGUAUGUGCGGAACACAGAUUAAACUCUUGUGGCCCCGGCCGCUUCCUCUUAUGAGUUAAGGUUGAGACGAGAUUGAAGCAUAAAGAGGAAGACGUGUUGUGAUGUGAUAUUUCCUCCGUGUGCAGUUCCACUGACUCCAGCCUUUCUUUCUCUGCCACGUUCUCCCUCACCGUGAUGCCUUGACUAUUGAUGUUGUAUUUUUUGAUAUUGUUCAGAAUCAUUUUAUUGAGAUUUAUUAUAUUUUAUAAAAAAAAACCUCAUGAAUUAUUAAAUCAGUGAAUAAAAGCCUAGCAGUUCCUGUGGUU